GUUAUAGUUAUUAAAAAUAAAUUAAAAGUGAUAGCGCUUCAGUGACAAGCUGAUGAACAUGAGUGUUCCAGUUUUUCAUUUAUUCAUUGGUUACAUGUUUAUCUCCUUCUAAUAAGCUCGGGGUAGUUCUUCCUCCCCUCCUGUUUAGCCUCACAACAACUCUGUGAGGUAGGCAAAGCUGCGGUGAUGAACCCGCUACACCAAACCUGGUUCCUGUAUGUGGUAAACGAUCUCCCACCACCUUCUGUUUACAUUUCAGCAGCGUUUAAGCCCUUUUGAUUCAAAACAAAACUGGUGUUUUGGGCAGAAAGGCAUAUGUAAAGGGACGACCCCUUAAUUCCUUUUGAAUAACUAAUGUGAGGGUGGUAGGUGAGGGUUCUUUCUCAGCUUCUAUAGUGCGUGCCUUUCAAAAAUGAGGAACUGCAACUGGUCAGAGUUUGAAAUCCUACCCCACCUUUUGUAAACUGCCCAUUGCCAUUGACACAGCGCAAAUUUGACACAGCGCAAAUUUGGGGUUGUCACUGGUUUUUUGUUUGUUUGUUUGUUUAGCUCUUAAAGAUCUGAUUAGAGUACUUUCCCCACUGAAAUUAAUGAGAGUGCAGCCUCUUUUGCACUGAAAGCACCUUCGUGGAGAAGCUUCAGUUUUGCUGCACCUCCUGGCAGGAAGUACAGCAAACAUUCCUGCCAAAGAUGGGCCAGCAUGGCGUUAUGUGCUGGGUGCUUCCGCGACAAACAUCCUGGACAUUAACGAAAAAGACACCAUGCAGAAUCUGAAUGACCGCCUGGCUGCCUACCUGGACAGGGUGCGAUCUCUUGGAGAAUCCAACGACCAGUUGGAGAAGAACAUCCGAGAGCUUUAUGCAAAGCGAGCAUCAAUCAGACCUCUUGAUCUGAGCGGUUAUUUCAUCACCGUCACAGAGCUGAAGUCAAAGAUCCAGCAGGAAACCUUGAAAAAUGCUGGGCUGCUCUUACAGAUUGACAAUGCCAAACUUGCAGCUGAUGAUUUCAGAGUGAAGCUGGAAUCUGAGGUGGGCAUGCGUCUCUCCGUGGAGGGGGACCUCAGCGGGCUGCGCAAGGCCUUGGAGGAGCUCUACAUCAGCCGAACAAGUUUGCAGGUGCAAGUUGACAAACUCCAGGAGGAACUGGCCUACCUCAAGAGGAACCACACGGAGGAAGUAACCUCUCUACAGGGACGGCUGGGGGGUACCAUCAAUGUGGAGGUGGACUCCAUGCCUGGUGGUGACUUGCAGAAAAUCCUGGCUGAGAUCCGUGACCAGUAUGAGGAUGUCAUGGAGAAGAACCGCCAGGGAGCUGAGGCCCUGCACAAGGCCCAGUGUGAUGCACUCAACCAGGAGGUUGCUGUCAGCAAUGAAGCUCUCCAGGCUGCCCUGCUGAAGAUCACAGAGUUGAGACGGUUGGCUCAGGCCUUGGAGAUUGAGCUCCAGUCUCUUCGUAGCAUGAAAGUCGCCCUGGAAGGUACUCUGGCUGAGACUGAAUCCCGUUAUGGGGUGGAAUUGUCACGCUUGCGUGAUCUUGUCACUGCCAGGGAGGCAGAGCUGCUACAGCUGAGAUCUGAUGUUCAGCGCCAAGCUGAGGACCACAAACGGCUGAUGGACGUCAAAACCAGACUGGAACAGGAGAUUGCCACCUACCGGCACCUUCUUGAAGGGUCUGAAGCUGAGCCACCAACCACCCGAGAGCCUUCUGCGAGCCGUCGGGUGAAGACUCUCAUUGAGGAGCUGGUAGACGGCAAGGUGGUAUCCUCGCGUGUGGAGGAGGUGGAGCAAAAGCUCUGAAGGCUGCUGGCUUAACUACUGAAGUGGUGGUGGUGGUGGUGGUGGUGGUGGUGGUGGUGGUGGUGUGUGUUGUGGGGGCACAAAUCUGCCUGACUUCUAGCCAGUUUAUCCCAGGCUUAAGGCUUUGGUCUGCAAUUAAAGCAACUCUUUCCCACCUGCCAAGAGAUCUGCUUUGCUGUGCUUUCUGAGAGGCUCAGGCCCCUUCAGAUCCACUCCCACCCAUACACACCUCCUUGGUCUCCCUGGCAUUUUGCUUUCCAGCCUAUGGAUCCCCAGCCUCCGCCUUGCUCCCAUCUGCUCUCCUUCCGCCAGUAGCACGACCCCUCGGAAAUAAUCACACGAUUGAGAAGUUCGCAUUUUCUACAUGGUCAUUUGGUAUUAAAUCUGAUUUGGGGCCAAAUUAGACACUG
Hemicordylus capensis (graceful crag lizard) is the source of this 2206-nucleotide messenger RNA. RefSeq names its product keratin, type I cytoskeletal 17-like. The record is from RefSeq and is a predicted model, not a curated record. The transcript is spliced from 10 exons. The coding region runs from base 762 to 1796 and encodes 344 amino acids. NCBI's taxonomy places the organism in Eukaryota, Metazoa, Chordata, Lepidosauria, Squamata, Cordylidae. Gene Ontology annotation, molecular function: structural molecule activity.